GAGAGGGAGUAUUAGUUUAAAGUUCUACGCAUUAACAAGGUGGUAAGACACAUGAGGCAGAUACAGCAUGUAACAUAGAACCCAAUAGUUUUGCUCAAAUUUUGUAUAUUUAUUAUGAAAUCUACUAAACAUCUAUAAAUUUUGUACUAUUAAUUCAGUUACUACUCGAGUUUGUCGUAGGAACCCAGCCGCUGAGAAACUUUAUGGUUAUAAAUACCAUGAAGUAGUCGGACAAAGAUGUACCGAACUGCUUGUUUGCGAAGAAUAUAAUGAGUUAGCUAUGCAUUCUGUGAAAAGAUUGAGCUGUGGACAAUCAUGGUCGGGUCAGUUCCCGUUUAAGAAGAGAAAUGGUCAGAGCUUCAUGGCAAUAGUGACAAAAAGCCUAUGGUACGAGGAUGAUGAGCUUUAUGGUGUUAUCACUGUCUCAAGUGAUGGAGCAUUCUUAAAUAAGAUAAAUGCGGAAAAAACAAGAACCUCUCAGUCGUCUAAUGGACAACCUAGAAGUCGACCGCAAACUGGAUCAUCUGUUUCCUAUCUGGUCCUUGUUGUUGCUUUAUUCAUUGUGCUUAUUAGUAACAUUUUGAGUUAGUUUACUGAGUAAGUUAUCAAUUUGCCUCUGGUAUUUUUUAUGUAUUUUCAGGCCUCGAAAGUCUUCCUACUCAACCGUGGAGAGGAUGCACGCAAUGCAUCUGCUAAUGCGAGAGAGAGGGAGGAGGCUGAUGUAGACAUCACAGGAGGACAAUCACAAAAGCCACCUAGAGCACCCGCUGCACGGCUGAGUUUCAGUUUGCUAGGUAGGAAGAUCAGAGCAAAUGCAGAAAGCUCAGAAAUGAACGAGUCUCCGUUUGAUAAUGCACAGCCUUCUAAACUAGUGGCGAAGGUCAUGUCAAAGCUGCACAUUACAGGAUUCGGUAACAUUGGAGGAGAGAAGUGUGGAAAUAAUCAACAUAAUGGGCAUGAUGAACCUUGUGCUGAUGGGAAUGUCGCGGAACCUAAUUUGUCAUCAGCUUCCGAGGGAAAAUAUAGUCAUGUUCUUGAAGCCUAUCAUGAUUUUCAGAAUAUACUGAAAGGAUCCUGUUUUAUACCACAAAGACCUAUUGCACCUGAAAAUGCACAAAUAAAGUUCUCCGAAUGUUCUAAGGCAUCCAGAUCGCCUGAACAGUUGCCAAGAACAUGUUUCCAAAUCAAUGAUAAAUACCGUAAGCCACAGGUAGGAAAUUCAAAACUUUCAACGAAGGAAGAUUCAUCUGGACAGCAGUUAGAUAACCAACAGUCCCGGAAGUCGGGGGAGAACGCUAGAAGCAGUCAUGGAAGUUCAUCAAACAAAAAUCAGAAUGAGUUGAACUUGAUAGUAAAUUAUGAAAUACUUUGGGAAGACAUCAGCCUAAGAGAAGAAAUUGGACAAGGUGCAUACGCCGUUGUGUAUCAUGGAAUCUGGAAAGGAUCGGAUGUUGCUGUUAAGGUUUACUUUGGGAACCAAUGUGGGGAGACAAAUUUUCUCGACUACAAAAAGGAGAUUGACAUAAUGAAAAGACUUAGACAUCCGAACGUGCUAUUAUUUAUGGGAGGAGCAAGUUCACAAGAAAAGAUUGCCAUUGUCACCGAGUAUAUGCCAAGGGGAUGUCUUUUUAAAGCACUUCACAAGAAUAAUCAACCAUUAGACCUCAAAAGACGUCUUAGGAUGGCCCUUGACGUGUCUAGGGGUAUGAGUUACUUGCAUCGACGGAACCCUCCUAUAGUACAUAGAGACUUGAAAUCUUCAAACCUGCUUGUGGAUAAAAGCUGGACUGUCAAGGUUGGAGAUUUUGGCCUUUCGAAAUUGAAACAUGCUACAUUUUUAACAGCAAAUUCUGGACGAGGGACGCCGCAAUGGAUGGCUCCUGAAGUACUUAGAAAUGAACCUUCAACAGAGAAAUCUGAUGUUUUCAGUUUCGGUGUGAUCUUAUGGGAGCUAAUGACUGAAUCUAUCCCGUGGAAGGACCUUAAUCCCUUACAGGUUGUCGGAGUGGUUGGUUUCAUGGAUGGUAGGCUGGACAUUCCGCAAGAACUUGACCCUCGUGUUUCAGCUAUUAUCCUUGAGUGUUGGCAAAGCGAACCAGAACUUCGUCCAUCAUUCGAAGACAUUAGCCGAAGAAUGGCAGAAAUAAUUCUCUCAUUGGGCGGAUUGACAUCUAGGAAAAACUCAGUUUGACAGGACAACCUGAUGCAAUAAGCUCCCGCUAUGUUUUGGGUUCGGGAAAGGGGCGGACCACAAAGACAAAAACAUGAAGCUGAUAAAGCGAAUCGACAACGGACAACAAUGUUCUUUCUCAAUUUAGUGUAAAAUCUUUCUGCUAAUGCUUUCUGUUUUGCAUAAAAGUGGAGGAGUGUAUAAAGUCUGAAGUUCCCUAGUAAGUAGAUUUAUACCCGUAUGAGUUCUAAAAUCUAUUAAAAAUACUCCCAAG
Messenger RNA from Capsicum annuum, 2444 nucleotides. Its product is annotated as serine/threonine-protein kinase EDR1. Lineage: Eukaryota; Viridiplantae; Streptophyta; Magnoliopsida; Solanales; Solanaceae. Gene Ontology annotation, molecular function: protein kinase activity; ATP binding. The transcript has 13 exons. The record is from RefSeq and is a predicted model, not a curated record. Gene Ontology annotation, biological process: protein phosphorylation. The coding region runs from base 629 to 2191 and encodes 520 amino acids.